Messenger RNA from Varanus komodoensis (Komodo dragon), 950 nucleotides. Its product is annotated as transmembrane protein 45B-like. The transcript is spliced from 5 exons. Lineage: Eukaryota; Metazoa; Chordata; Lepidosauria; Squamata; Varanidae. Bases 1 to 855 code for a protein of 284 amino acids. The record is from RefSeq and is a predicted model, not a curated record.
AUGCCAAGUUUUGCUGGCAGUGCCCUUCGUGGGAGCUUCUUCCUGAUGCUUGGGCUGUGGUGGUCCAUUAAGUACCCACUGAAGUACCUUCUUCGGAAGCUGAACACGAACAAUCAGCCCAGCCAAUUCAUCCAGUGCAUGGAUAUCACAGAAGGGACAGCCAAGGCGUUCUUCGCCCUAGGAGGGAUCCUGGCUGAGCAAUUUGUUCCUCAUGGACCCCACCUCUCUCUCUAUGAUGAAGAGACCAAAAGCUGGGUGCAGCUGAUGAAUUGGCAGCAUAUGACCAUGUACCUGUUCUAUGGCUUCUCUGGAGUGGUGGAUGUUCUCAUGUAUACGCCGCUCAAGUUGCCAGUGGGACUGGAUCGCCUCCUGGUGGCUCUGGCAUUGUUUGCAGAAGGCUUCCUCUUCCAUUUCCAUGACUACCAGGAUGCCACACUGACAGAGCACCUCUACUCCCUCAUGAGCAUAGCUAUAUUUGGAGCGGCCCUUUGUGCCAUGCUGGAAGUGUUCCUCCGAGAUCACACCAUCCUGGAGCUCUUCAGAGCCAGCCUGUUCAUCCUCCAAGGAUCCUGGUUCUGGCAGGUUGGGUUUGUCCUGUACCCACCAUGGGGAGGUCCAGGCUGGAAUCAGGCGGAUCCUGGGAACAAGAACUUCCUCACCAUGUGCUUCUUUUGGCACUACGCAGUCGGUCUUCUCUCUAUGGCAGUCAGUGGUUUUUUUAGUCACCGGUGCAGCAAUGAAUGUGGAACAAACUACGAAAAUAUUGAUGUGGAACUGGACUUAUCGUGCUGCUUGUGGAAGAACAGAACACCUGAUCCGGUUCUCCUCCCAGAGACUGGCUUGGAAGAGAAGUGAAAAACGGAACAACUUUUCCUUGAGGACAUUUUUACUAAUCUCCACAUUUUGGCAGACAUUUUCCAUCACUCUUGAUAUUAAAAAUGCACACUGGU